Ostrea edulis (European flat oyster) is the source of this 3249-nucleotide messenger RNA. RefSeq names its product prostaglandin E2 receptor EP4 subtype-like. Gene Ontology annotation, biological process: adenylate cyclase-activating G protein-coupled receptor signaling pathway; positive regulation of cytosolic calcium ion concentration; inflammatory response. Gene Ontology annotation, molecular function: G protein-coupled receptor activity. Lineage: Eukaryota; Metazoa; Mollusca; Bivalvia; Ostreida; Ostreidae. Gene Ontology annotation, cellular component: plasma membrane. The transcript has 3 exons. Bases 279 to 1409 code for a protein of 376 amino acids. The record is from RefSeq and is a predicted model, not a curated record.
UUGAGGUAAAACCGAUUCUCGUUGACACAAAUGGAAUACUCUUCUAGAUGAGACAAUCGUAAUGUUAAAUUAUGGUCAUUCUGAAUGUAGAUCCUCAUUUAUCAUGAACUUUUCAAAUCUAAAAGCUGAUUUAUAGAUAUUUCAACACAACGAAAGUGACUUUCUCAUCAAAAGGACCAAGAAUAAAUAGAUGUGUUUACCAGGAGACGGUCCUGUCAGGUAGGGAGUUCACUCGACUGGUCGCUGUCUUUGAUUGGUAUCCUCCUACGGUACCUUUUAUGAAACAGAUUGUAAAUGGAAAAGUUUCUUACUUUGCAACUUCGAAAAUGAAUACAACAAAUUCGAGCAACUCCACUGAGGAUCACAUGUGGGAGUCCUCUGUGCCCCCUGCCCUUCAAUUUGCGUUUGGGGUGAUAGGAAACGCGAUAGCCCUUGUAGUGUUGAUUUUGUCUUCCAAAGACCAUCAAUGGAGACCAUUCUAUCGCCUAGUAUUUGGCCUGGCCCUGACGGACGGAGGAGGAAUUCUUUGUGUUUAUCCAACUGUUAUGAUACGAUAUGCUUCAAACUUUACUUUCGAAUUUCCGAAAAGUUUGUGUGAUUACAGUUCAUUUAUUUACACAUUCACACUAAUGUCAUCUGCCAUGAUUAUAUGUGCGAUGUCAUUUGAUCGCUUUUUUGCUAUUCUCUUUCCAAUCCUCUAUAAUAACUCAACGAAUAAAGGACGCAGAACGAACUGCGUCCUUGCUGUGAUUUGGUCAAUAGGACUUCUCCUCUCCACGUUGCAUUUAAUGGGACUAGGUUCUAGCCACAACUACUAUCCCAAGUCGUGGUGUUUUCUGAACUUCGUUGGAAGAUCUCCCCGGGAUCGCAUCAAUUCCUACAUCUAUUCAGUGUUUGGAUUGCUCGUUCUGAUCUGUACAAUCGCUGUGAACAUCUCCGUGAUUCUGACCGUGUGUAGAAACCGGAGAAGUAAUAACAAGUGGUCUAAACGACGGCUGCAUAGUGAUGUGUACAUCAUCAUCUUCUUAUUGGUCAUCGUCAUCGUGUUCACCACGUGCUGGGCCCCUCUCAUGGUUGUGAUUUUUUCCCACGCUACGUCACUAAUGGGGUCAUCAGACGGUGACGGACCGUUAGAACUCCUCGUCCUGAGGUUUGCAGUCAAUAAUUCAAUUGUCGACCCCUGGAUCUACAUUCUGCUGAGGAAGGAAACUCUUAACGGACUGAAAUCGCUGAAAAGAGGAGUGGGGAUUAGGCUUGGGAUCAUCAACGAAUCAUUUCAUAACAACAAUACCGGCAGGAGUUCUGAAAAGGCGCGCCGAAAGUGUCAAACAAAGGUCACAGACACGGGGUCAACAGUCACCGUGGAGAAGAGCGGUGGAUCUGUUUCUCGUCUCAGUGCUUUGGUGUAAAACGUUUAACGAUUGGUCGUCAUUUACUGGAGAGUUGGUAUCUCUAAGAAGUACAACCAAUGAACGAUCACUUUUCAUCUCUCACAUGAACACUCUAUCGAAAUUAUGUGGCGAAUGUCUUCCUUAUUCAUCUUUCCUUCUCGCUUUAUUUCAUUGUAAAUUUUUAACCUUUGCAAAACUAUUCAUACAAGAAUUUCUAGAUUGGGUAAAUUCUGGUAUUCUUCACAUAUGGCAUUCUAGAUAUACACGUAAGUGGUAGUCAGGGGGAGGUGGACUUGUAAUCCUGUACUAGAACUACACGUAAGUGGUGGUAAGGGGUGGACUUGUAAUCCUGUACUAGAACUACACGUAAGUGGUGGUAAGGGGUGGACUUGUACUCCUGUACUAGAACUACACGUAAGUGGUGGUAAGGGGGUGGACUUGUAAUCCUGUACUAGAACUACACGUAAGUGGUGGUAAGGGGGUAGACUUGUAUCAUGUACUAGAACUACACGUAAGUGGUGGUAAGAGGGUGGACUUGUAAUCCUGUACUAGAACUAUAUGUAAGUGGUGGUAAGGAGUGGACUUGUAAUCCUGUACUAGAACUACACGUAAGUGGUGGUAAGGGGGUGGAACUUUACUUCUGUACUAGAACUACACGUAAGUGGUGGUAAGAGGGUGGACUUGUACUCCUGUACUAGAACUACACGUAAGUGGUGGUAAGGGGUGGACUUGUAAUCCUGUACUAGAACUACACGUAAGUGGUGGUAAGGGGGUGGACUUGUACUCCUGUACUAGAACUACACGUAAGUGGUGGUAAGAGGGUGGACUUGUACUCCUGUACUAGAACUACACGUAAGUGGUGGUAAGAGGGUGGACUUGUAAUCCUGUACUAGAACUACACGUAAGUGGUGGUAAGGGGUGGACUUGUAAUCCUGUACUAGAACUACACGUAAGUGGUGGUAAGGGGUGGACUUGUACUCCUGUACUAGAACUACACGUAAGUGGUGGUAAGGGGUGGACUUGUAAUCCUGUACUAGAACUACACGUAAGUGGUGGUAAGGGGGUGGACUUGUACUCCUGUACUAGAACUACACGUAAGUGGUGGUAAGGGGGUGGACUUGUACUCCUGUACUAGAACUACACGUAAGUGGUGGUAAGGGGGUGGACUUGUACUCCUGUACUAGAACUACACGUAAGUGGUGGUAAGGGGUGGACUUGUAAUCCUGUACUAGAACUACACGUAAGUGGUGGUAAGGGGUGGACUUGUAAUCCUGUACUAGAACUACACGUAAGUGGUGGUAAGAGGGUGGACCUUUACCUCUGUACUAAGCCGUUCAUGCUAGCAGUAUUACGUCCUUCAAUGUAUCCUCAUUCAUUUGGUAAAAGUACACGGUCAUUUUUCAUGUUUUUAUUCGUUAUGCGGAGGGGCCUUCGUAGCCGUGUGUUUAGAGCAUCGCGCUCAAAAUCACACGGCCUCUCACCUCUGUCGGCGCGGGUUAGAAUCCCGCUCGCGCUGGUAAGUGAGAAAGUUUCCCAGUUUACUUUCGGAAGGUCGAUGGUCUCUUCCCAGGUACACUGUACAAAUCUGGGUUCUCUCUUCCACCAAUAAAGACUGGGCGCCACCAGAUAACUGAAAAAUUGUUGAGUGUGGCGGAAAACAUCAAUCAAUCGUUAUGCGGAAAACGAUUUACCUCCCCAUAAUCUACAGAAAUGAGGGUAAACACUCAUACGAGUGACGUCAAUCAUAUUUGACUGUAUCACGAUGUGUGUAAGAGGCGAUACACUACAUGUACAUUGGUAUGUAUGUAAAUGUUUGAAUAUGAUGUUAGAAUUAAAAACAUUGCCAAAAAUUAAGAAA